This is a messenger RNA of Prorocentrum cordatum, 967 nucleotides long. Lineage: Eukaryota; Dinophyceae; Prorocentrales; Prorocentraceae. The record is from the annotation of a GenBank genome assembly.
CCUCUUUGGCACAAAAGUUAUCAUGGUAGCGGAGCUGGCCACGGCCAAGUCCCGGUGGGCGCCCCUCCCCGCGCGUAGGCUGGCCAUAGCUCCCGCCGCCGCGGCCGCAGGACGUGCUUUGAUCCACGGCGACGCGCUGACACAGCAGUUGGCCAAGGUCUACGUGACCAAGCAGCUGAACGAGGUCUACGUGGCCAAGCAGCUGGACAGGGUCUACGUGACCGCAGGAGUGUUGAACGAGGUCUGCGUCACCACAGGAGCGUUGAACGAGAUCUACGUGACCACAGGGCAGAAGAACGAGGUUUACGUGACCACGGAGCAGAAGAACAAGGUCUACGUGACCGCAGAGCUGAAAGACGAGGUCUACGUGACCACCGACGAGCAGAACGACAAGGUCUACGUGACCACAGACAAGGAAUACGACGUCUACGUGACCACAGACAAGGAGUACGAGGUCUACGUGACCACAGAUAAGCAGGACGAGGUCUACGUGACCAUGACGGAGCCUGGUGCUGAGUGGCAGGGCUUCGGGCUGAAACCACCGACGUUCGACGGCCACGACGAGACGUGGACGGAAUGGAGUUUCGUGAUGAGGGCUUACCUGGGAGGAGUUGCGGCGACGAAGAGGAUGCUCUUCGCGCUGGUCAUGGCAGUGAAGGGCAGCGCGCAGAUGCUGAUCAGGAGCGUAGAAGAUCAGAACGGAGCGCUGGCAUGGCGAGCGCGGAUCAAACGCUGCGAGUUUGCGACGACAAUGAGGGCUCAGAGUAUCACGACGGCAAUUCUCAACGUGAAGAAUUUCCUCUCGGACCUGGCAGGGUUCGAGCAGUGCCACUCAGACUGGGAGCGCGACAUCCGGCGCUACGAGACGGCGUCGGGAGAAGUGUUGAAUGCAGGAGUCAAGAAGCGCAUCUACCUACAGAAGGCGCCGAAUCACAUCAGAACGAUACUACAGAUGCAGUACGACUGA